AUGGCGCUCGGCCUCGGAGGCUCCAGGGCGCGCUCGGCUGCCGGGCUGCGGGGCGGCGGUGCGCUCCGGCCUCCAGGGCGCGCGGCUGCGGGAGGAGAUGCGGGCUGUGCUGCGAAGUUGGUGGUAGCUGUGGCAGUGUUUUUACUGACAUUUUAUGUUAUAUCUCAAGUAUUUGAAAUUAAAAUGGAUGCAAGUUUAGGACAUUUAUUUGCAAGAUCAGCGUUGGACCCCGCUGCCCGUGCUACUAAGCCACCCAGAUACAAAUGUGGCAUCUCAAAAGCUUGCCCUGAGAAGCACUUUGCUUUCAAAAUGGCGAGUGGAGCAGCCAACGUGGUGGGCCCCAAAAUUUGUGUGGAAGACAAUGUCUUAAUGAGUGGUGUUAAGAAUAAUGUUGGAAGAGGGAUCAAUGUUGCUUUAGUAAAUGGAAAAACAGGAGAAGUAUUAGACACUAAAUAUUUUGACAUGUGGGGCGGAGAUGUGGCCCCAUUUAUUGAAUUUCUGAAGUCCAUACAGGAUGGAACCAUAGUCUUAAUGGGAACGUACGAUGACGGAGCAACCAAGCUCAAUGACGAGGCUCGGCGGCUCAUUGCUGAUCUGGGGAGUACGGCCAUCACGAAUCUCGCCUUCAGAGAUAACUGGGUCUUCUGUGGUGGGAAAGGCAUUAAGACAAAAAGCCCCUUUGAACAGCACAUAAAGAACAAUAAGGAUACAAACAAAUAUGAAGGGUGGCCGGAAGUCGUGGAGAUGGAGGGCUGCAUCCCUCAGAAGCAGGACUGA
Molecule: messenger RNA, 777 nt
Organism: Elephantulus edwardii (Cape elephant shrew)
Lineage: Eukaryota; Metazoa; Chordata; Mammalia; Macroscelidea; Macroscelididae
Gene: FAM3C
Product: family with sequence similarity 3, member C
Exons: 9
Coding region: 1-777 (258 amino acids)
Source: RefSeq, a predicted model, not a curated record